AUUUUUGCAAUGGGAAACUGCAAUACUGAUGUGUAUCCUAGGUGCAAAUCCUCCAAUCGAGGUUGUCGAAGGAUUCGCUAAAAGGAUAUGGAAACAGGCAGAUAUUCUUGACGUUACUAUGCUCAAACCUGGGCAAUUUGUGUUUCAAUUUGGUAGAACUGAAGAUACUGAGGAAAUUUUGAAGAAAAGCUACUAUUUCUUUGAUAACAAACCAGUAUAUGUGAGGAAAUGGCAGCCAGGAAGUAGGGUGAACCUAGAUGCUCUGACUGAUAUACCCAUAUGGAUCCAACUGCCAGAUUUGGAUCCUAAAUUUUGGAGCAUCUCUGGCCUAAGCAAGAUUGGAACCCUUAUAGGUAACCCAAUUAAAGCUGACAAAACAACAAUUGGGAAAACCAGAUUGAAUUAUGCUAGAAUACAGAUAGAGGUUGGUAUGAAGCAACAUUUUCCUGAAGAAGUACAGUUUGAAGAUGAUAAAGGAAGGAUCAUAACACAGAUUGUGAAAUAUGAGUGGUACCCUAUCUCAUGUACUCACUGUAAAGCAAUUGGGCAUCGAGAAAAUUUGUGCAGGAAGAAAACAGGUGAAAGGAAAAAGAUGGUAUGGAAAAGAAAAGAUAUCCCAAAUAAGGAAGAAGAAGCAAAAGAAGAGGGAAAGGAAGAGGCACAAAAAGAAGAAGAAGACAAAGCAAUACCUGCUGAUAAGGACUUGGAUACUGUAGAGGAAGAAGGGGAAUUCACAGAGGUCAGUAAGAAGAAAGCUAAUAGGAAACUAUAUCUGGAAGACCAGGAGUAUGAGAAGGCUUAUGGUAUUCAGAUACAUAAAUCCUUGAUGGAAGGCCCUUAUAUGGGACACUAUCCUUUCUUAUCAUGAUAAGUUGCUGGAAUAUAAGGGGGCUUAAUAGCCCAAAUAAACAAGUAGAAUUAAAACGCUUUAUUAAUAAACACUCUAUUGCUCUGAUGGGAGUUCUGGAGACCAAAAUAAGGCAGGAUAGGUAUGCCAAAAUAAAGGAGAAGUUCCUAG
Molecule: messenger RNA, 1018 nt
Organism: Cuscuta campestris
Lineage: Eukaryota; Viridiplantae; Streptophyta; Magnoliopsida; Solanales; Convolvulaceae
Source: the annotation of a GenBank genome assembly